Messenger RNA from Zea mays, 1605 nucleotides. Its product is annotated as putative B3 domain-containing protein Os10g0537100. Lineage: Eukaryota; Viridiplantae; Streptophyta; Magnoliopsida; Poales; Poaceae. The record is from RefSeq and is a predicted model, not a curated record. Bases 468 to 1301 code for a protein of 277 amino acids. The transcript has a single exon. Gene Ontology annotation, molecular function: DNA binding; DNA-binding transcription factor activity.
GUAGUAGGAUGCUAGAUGCCGCUUCAUCUUCCUCUUUAAGAAAGCUAGCUGGGGCUUGCUUUGUAUUUCUCUUCCCAACCUUUUCCCCUCCAUGUCUCAUGUAAACUGAAGCCUACUGAUCUACAACCACAGCGCCUUUGCUGAAGAUCUCACAAUUGCAAACCAAACACACCAUUUUUCCCCGGCCUUUAUCGGAGUAUCCUUUGAUCACCAGUCCUGUCCUGUUACAAGAACAAAUAGCACUCUUUAUCCAGCAGCUAGCCAACCACCUGCUAUCCUAGGAAGUUCGACAGAGCUGCAUCCACAUAUAAUAUUGAGCUAAUCUAACCCUAAACCCCCUCCUAAAAUAGUUGUGGCAUAUAGUACUGUUACAUACUCCACCAGAUCCCUGAAAUAGCAUACUAGUCAAUAGUCAACAGCUGUAGCAGCAGCCGGAGCUCGCUCGAGAAGCGUGAGCGGGGAGCCCCAUGGAGUUCACGCCCGCGCAUGCGCAUGCCCGUGUCGUUGAGGAUUCCGAGAGGCCUCGCGGCGGCGUGGCCUGGGUGGAGAAGGAGCACAUGUUCGAGAAGGUGGUCACCCCGAGCGACGUGGGGAAGCUCAAUCGCCUGGUCAUCCCAAAGCAGCACGCGGAGCGCUACUUCCCCGCGCUGGACGCCUCGUCCGCCGCGGCGGCGGCGGCGGCAGCAGCCGCGGGAGGCGGGAAGGGGCUGGUGCUCAGCUUCGAGGACCGGGCGGGGAAGGCGUGGCGCUUCCGCUACUCGUACUGGAACAGCAGCCAGAGCUACGUGAUGACCAAAGGUUGGAGCCGCUUCGUGAAGGAGAAGCGCCUCGGUGCCGGGGACACAGUCUUGUUCGCGCGCGGCGCGGGCGGCGCGCGCGGCCGCUUCUUCAUCGAUUUCCGCCGCCGUCGCCAGGAUCUCGCGUUCCUGCAGCCGACGCUGGCGUCUGCGCAGCGACUCCUGCCGCUGCCGUCGGUGCCCAUCUGCCCGUGGCAGGACUACGGCGCCUCGGCUCCGGCGCCCAACCGGCACGUGCUGUUCCUGCGGCCGCAGGUGCCGGCCGCCGUAGUGCUCAAGUCGGUCCCCGUGCACGUUGCUGCAUCCGCGGUGGAGGCGACCAUGUCGAAGCGCGUCCGCCUGUUCGGGGUGAACCUCGACUGCCCGCCGGACGCCGAAGACAGCGCCACAGUCCCCCGGGGCCGGGCGGCGUCGACGACGCUUCUGCAACUGCCCUCGCCAUCGUCGUCAACAUCCUCCUCGACGGCAGGGAAGGACGUGUGCUGUUUGGAUCUUGGACUGUGAAGACAAUCAACAUCCUCUAGCAAAAAGAAGGAGAAAUUGGGUCGAGGAACUGAUGGGGCACUGACACACGAACUGAUAUGGCUCCAGUACUGCAUCUGCAUGUGUAAUUGUUGAUGAAUUGGUAUUUCUUGAUGAUAUCCUGCUCAUAUAAUCAUAUUAGCUCAUUUGUGCUUUCCGUAACUAAUGUGUGUUUCUUCUCUUUUCUUGAUUUGAUCUUUGUUCCGAGGAUAUGAUAUCGAUCUUGCUCAUUAUAAAUGUACAUAUUCUGAAUCAUCUCUGACUAAAUUCAGUAAUUAUUUAAGAA